Molecule: messenger RNA, 1134 nt
Organism: Cadophora gregata
Lineage: Eukaryota; Fungi; Ascomycota; Leotiomycetes; Helotiales; Ploettnerulaceae
Exons: 1
Coding region: 263-1069 (268 amino acids)
Cellular component (GO): mitochondrion
Source: RefSeq, a predicted model, not a curated record
CAAGAGCUUCGACACGUGAACCGACUCCAAUGCUAUUGGGCCAAUCAGGGCGAGCCCGUGCUUGUUAAAGCUGUCUGGCUCUCUACAUGUCGUACGGAGAAGCGAGCUUCUGAUGACGUCCGGAGCUCGGCGAGCCAUUUUCUCAAAAAUCAACGCCUCUCCAACACCAAACCACAGCAACUCACCACCAAACCCCUCAAUGCGUCAACAAUAGCAUCACCUACCUCCUCCUCUACCUAGAACGUAUAUCCCCCACCUAAAAAUGGAAACCAGAUUCCUCCUCCGUCUUUCCCAGCGCCUUCAACUCCCUCCAUCUCUCCGCGCUCUUCGUCCUCUCUCGACACGCCACCAUUACAGCACCUAUAAACCUCCCCCUUCAGAACAAGCAAACCCUAUAGGAGACUACUACGCUUCAAUCCUCGAAUUCUCCACUCCAUCCAACACCAGCGCGCCUCCGACCAGCACCGGCACCACACCCUCAUCCUCAACCUCCCCAGCAAAACCCGCACUCCCCACCACCCCCGCCUCCACCGACCCCGGCCCCAGCAUCCUCUUCUCCUCACGACUCUCCUCACCACUCGAGCGGCGCUCUGAAAUACGGAAGCAGAGCGUGCUGGUGGCCGGGAUAUGGGUCCCGCCGAAACCAGACGAGCCGGAUAACUGCUGUAUGAGCGGCUGCGUAAACUGCGUGUGGGAUCGGUAUGGUGAGGAGUUGGAGGAGUGGGCGGCGAAGAGGAGGGAGGCGAAUGAGGCGGUGAGGAGGGAGAGGAGUUUAGAGAAGGGGAAGGGGAGGAGGAGGAGAGGUGCGGGUAUGGUGCUGGGUGAGGGUGGUGUUGAGGGAGACUUGGGCGCGGGCAACGCGAGUGCGCAGGUGAAUGUGAAUGCGAACGGGGCGGUUAGUAUGGAUGAUGAUGGGGGAGGGUCGGAUACUAAUUGGGGGACCGGGCUGGAGACGGAUUUUACGAGUGAGGAUUUGUUCAAAGGUGUUCCGGUGGGCAUCAGGGAGUUUAUGAAGCAGGAGAAGAGGCUGAAAGAGAAGCAUGCUAGAGAGGGUACUAGUGGUGGGUAGGUAGGGAGGCCCAGCGACAUGAUACCAAUAGACGGAGAGGAAAGAACAGCAAGAGUAUGCAGAAC